CGCGCUGGGCGGUUUAGUUCCCGACCGCUCGCGGAACUAUUUGGUCGCACUCGGCGCGAAAAAUACAAAUCCACAGAAAAUAUAGAAAACUUUUACUCUCCACAUCACUCAACACCCGAACGAACCACCUACAAAAUCUCAACUGCAUUCGGAGGAGCCAACGGCCGGCGAGCAAUGUAACACUAGGAGCCGGAGACUACAGCCACCAGAAUGUCCAGAUAGCAGCCCCAGCAGGAUCCCCCUAUCCCGAUCUCAACCAGCAGGAGCAGCAGUCAAUCACAUCGAGAACCCAGGAAAUUGAGGAUUACUAAGAAAAUUUCUGGGUACACGACAUGGCCCACUACAGUGGCAUCGCCAGCCGGCGGAGGUGCCGGCUCAUUUAAAAAUCUCUUCACCAAUGGUCAGUUGGGAGCAGCUGAGGAGAACAACAACAAUAAUGACCAGAAUGAGCAGGAGAACCGUCCGAAUAAAACAACAACAACGAGGGACCUGCGGAUCCCGCCUGCUGGGUCUUUGGAUAUGGAUCUUUAUGCUGGCAUCCGGGCUUCACCUAUACCAAGUGCAUUACGGGCUACAUAAGGGGCUAUGUCCGCCGAUUCUGGCAGGGCAAUGUCACCCACCGCGGCUGUGAAGAAAAACCUGGACGUGUUGCAACGCUCAUUGAGACAAAGAGGGAAUCACUUGGGGUGCGCCUAUAGAAUAACAGGGAGCACGGCACUGGAUUAUCUCAAGCAGCGCGAGUGCACACUGGGUGGCUAUGCAACGAUUGAUACCAAGUUCUUCCCGCGCGUCGCCUCCCAGGACACGCCCUUUAGCGGCGAGGCGGUGGAGGUGUUGGUGUAUGUGGCCACGCCGGAGAAUAUCCAUUUGGGCGAUGACCCGGUGGAGGAGAUCGCCCAGCAGAUUGUGUCGUGCCGCGGUCCCAGCGGCCACAAUGCCGAGUACCUGUUGCGCCUGGCGCUCUUUAUGCACGAGGUCCCCGGCGUUAGGGACGAUCACCUGUUCGAGCUGGAGCGCCUGGUCCUGGAGGAGCUGUACCGCCGCCAAAUACCUCUGUCGUCUGUGAUGGGCCGCAAUCCGGAUAGGAUUCGGCGUGACUCGCACGAGGACACGCGCCCGCCCUCCUUCGAGUUCACAUCCCGUGUGCCGGAUACCAAGUGCGCUGCCUUAACAUUUGAUUGCGGAUGCACUGGUGGCCGAAAACGGCGGACACAGCUAGUGAUAGGCAGGCCGCGUUUAUUGCUACAGCAAAUUCCAAAUUAUUGAUCGACAUUUAGCUUGCUAGUUAACCAGAGUCUAUCGCCAAAUUCGACGUAUUCUUUAAAUUCUAAAUAAUCCUAGGCCUAACCGUAAGCAUCAACUCCUCGAUAAGUGAUCUGAUUUAGCCAAUAAGCUAUGAUUAAGGCAGUCCGUAAGCACAAACAACUUUUUACACGCAAAACCGUCAGGGAGUUAAAUUAAAACGAAAAGAAAUUCAUACAA
This is a messenger RNA of Drosophila suzukii, 1482 nucleotides long. RefSeq names its product glutathione-specific gamma-glutamylcyclotransferase 1. Gene Ontology annotation, cellular component: cytoplasm. Gene Ontology annotation, biological process: glutathione catabolic process. Gene Ontology annotation, molecular function: glutathione specific gamma-glutamylcyclotransferase activity; gamma-glutamylcyclotransferase activity. The record is from RefSeq and is a predicted model, not a curated record. NCBI's taxonomy places the organism in Eukaryota, Metazoa, Arthropoda, Insecta, Diptera, Drosophilidae.